Mobula hypostoma (lesser devil ray) is the source of this 9108-nucleotide messenger RNA. RefSeq names its product piwi-like RNA-mediated gene silencing 2 (gene piwil2). The transcript has 23 exons. The record is from RefSeq and is a predicted model, not a curated record. Gene Ontology annotation, cellular component: P granule. Gene Ontology annotation, molecular function: protein binding; RNA endonuclease activity; piRNA binding. The coding region runs from base 121 to 3021 and encodes 966 amino acids. Gene Ontology annotation, biological process: regulatory ncRNA-mediated gene silencing. Lineage: Eukaryota; Metazoa; Chordata; Chondrichthyes; Myliobatiformes; Myliobatidae.
CGAGGGCACAGGUGGAGGGCUGAUCCGAGGACUCCGAAUCUUGGGGAUAAUUGGAAGGCCGUCCGGUCGCUGUGUGUGUGUGUUCCCACCCAAAAGGCUGCGGGGAGAAAGGGUAGCUAGAUGUCUGAGUGGACCAGAUUCCCUGUCGGGGAUGGCCCGCCUCGUCCAACGACUGACCCGCAUUCUCCUGAAUUUGGAGCGGAGGUAGCACGAGGGAGAGCACGUCCCGGCGCGAGACCUCAGAGAUCUCAGUUAUCAGGAGCUACUGUACAACAAUCUGCGGAACUUGCACCAUAUCCAUCGCUGAUUUUCCAGCCACUGGGUCGUUCGGGAAAACUGCUGCAAAAUCUCGGUUCACUGCCACAGUUUGAAGCUUACAACCGAGGAGAUCACCUCAGUCAGAGACCCUCAGCUCCACUCUUGGGCAGAGGGAUCUUAAGCAGAGAAAUCUCCAGCGCCCUGUUCGGAAGAGUUAGAUAUGAAGUAGAACCAGCAGCUGGCGAUGCCUUUCCAUCGAGAGCAAAACCGCUCUGGAGCCCUGAACAAGGCAGUUUCAGAGGCAGAGCCAUGGUUCCUGAGCCAUCUAUAUGCAAAGUUGAGAAGACUGUAUCUCGUAUGAAGAGCCUGGAGAUCAAGCAAGACUCGCCAGGGAGGAGUGGACUCCCUCCUCUCUCAGCUGUGCAGCCGAGUCAGGAUGUUGCUGGAACAGUGAGAAAAGAAGCCCUUGGGGAGUCGUUUGUGAAGAGGGGAUCAUCUGGAAGGCCCAUCCCUCUGACAACAAACUAUGUCAAAAUCUACUGCCGAAAUGAUGCUGUCUACCAAUACCAUGUCACUUUCAGCCCUGAUAUAGAAUGUCGGAAUAUGCGCUUUGGCAUGUUGAAGGAGCACCGGCAAGUUACUGGGCGGGUCACUGCUUUUGAUGGCAGCAUACUUUACCUGCCUGUGAAACUAUCUGAGGUGAUCAAACUCAAAUCACGAAGAAAGACAGAUGGGAUAGAGGUGGACAUUAAAAUCCAAAUGACCAAGGUUCUGCAGCCAAAUUCUGACCUCUGCAUUCCUUACUACAAUGUGGUAUUAAGAAGAGCAAUGAGAAUUCUUGAAUUAAAGUUAAUAGGAAGAAAUUUCUUCGACCCAACUAAUGCCAGUUUUCUCCCUCAGUACAGACUGCAGAUCUGGCCGGGAUACGCAGCCAGCAUUCGUAAGACCGAGGCAGGAUUGAUGUUACUGGUCGAUCUGACCCAUAAAGUAAUCCGGAAUGACUCUGUUAUUGAUGUUCUGCAUGUUAUAUACGAGAAAAGCAGCGAGAACUUCCAGGAUGUCUGUCUGAAAGAGCUGGUGGGCAAUAUCAUCAUGACCAAGUACAACAAUCGCACCUACCGCAUCGAUGACAUUGACUGGGACAAGGCUCCAACAAGCUCCUUUUGCAUGGCCAAUGGGAAAAGCAUUACCUUCUGCGAAUAUUACAGCAAAAACUAUGGAAUUACCAUUCAGGAUCUGAACCAGCCUCUUCUUGUACAUCGGCCGAAGCCAAGACGAGGACCACAGGGACAGUUAAUACGGAAUGAAAUACUACUUGUGCCUGAGCUGUCGUACAUGACGGAUAUACCCGAUCAGAUGAAGAAGGAUUUCCACACAAUGAAGGACAUGUCUGCACAGAUUAACAAAAGUCCUGAACAGAGUGCUCUGGCUUUGAGGAAACUCCUGAACAACAUCAAGGAAAACGCCAGUGCUCAGGAGGAGCUGUCCCUCUGGGGUCUCGACAUUGACAGUGAUGUUUUUGAAACAGAGGCAAGAGUCCUACCUCCUGAGAAGAUCGUUCUUCGACACAAGUCAUUUUCUUGUGGGCCUGAUGUUAACUGGUCAAGGGAAGUUGCACGGGAGAAAGUAAUCUCUGGGGUUCCAAUGCAUUGCUGGGCUCUCUUUUUCCCAAAGCACAGUGCCACAUAUGCCAAGGAGCUGGUCAAGUUGAUGUCAAAGGUGGCAGAGCCCAUCGGUAUGAGCUUCCUGCAACCUGCCUACGUUGAGCUGAAGGAUGACCGGACCCAGACCUACAUCCGAACACUUCAGUCACACCUGGAGAGUGGCAGUUCAAUUCAGAUUGUGGUGUGUAUAGUGACUGGUAACCGUGACGACCUUUACCACGCCAUUAAGAAAUUGUGUUGUGUACAAUCGCCAGUGUCCUCGCAGGUGAUUAAUGUGAGAACGCUCUCUCAGACGGCACGAAUCCGAAACAUCUGUCACAAGAUCCUGCUGCAGAUUAACUCCAAACUAGGUGGAGAGCUCUGGGGUGUGGACAUACCUCUGAAGCAGCUGAUGGUGGUAGGAGUGGAUGUGUACCAUGACCCCAUUCGGGGAAAGCAGUCUGUUGUUGGAUUUGUUGCCAGCUUAAAUAAGUCAAUGACCAAGUGGUUUUCAAGGGUGAUGUUUCAGAUGCCUGAGGAGGAAAUCAUCAGUGGCUUAAAGAUCUGUAUGGUGGCAUCCUUGAAGAAAUAUCAUGAGAUAAACCACUGCCUACCAGCGAAGAUUGCCAUGUAUCGGGAUGGAGUAGCCGACAGCAUGUUGAACACUGUGAAGGAUUACGAGAUUCCACAGCUCCUGAGAUGCUUUGAGGUGUUCCCCGACUACCACCCAAAGUUGAUGCUGGUUGUGGUACAGAAGAGGGUUGCCACCAACCUGUGCACCAAGGGCAAGUCAGGGAGACUAGAGGUUCCACUUCCUGGUACUGUGCUGGAUCACACUAUCAUCAGUCAGGAAUGGUUUGAAUUCUUCCUGCUGGCACACGCUGUUCGUCGAGGUUGUGGGACUCCUACACGUUAUAUAUGUUUACUCAACACUAUGAACCUCAGCCCUGACCACAUUCAGAGGCUCACUUUCAAGCUGUGCCACCUGUACUGGAACUGGUCAGGUACGAUCCGCGUGCCAGCGCCCUGCAAGUACGCUCACAGGCUGGCCUUCCUGUGUGGCCAGUCCCUGCACCAGGAGCCAGCCGCCCUGCUGUCUGAGCUGCUGUUUUACCUGUGAAGCCAUCAAACGUUACAUGGUGCAAAUGGGACAGAGGGCGGUCCACUCAAAAUGAUGGGAGUCCUGCUCGGGCUGGGACAGGGGCUUAAAUUCUGCCCCAGAUCUUUUUUUCCCCUUGGCUGCAGAAGCAUUUUUGAUUUUAAAGCCAUCUUUGUUUCCUGAGUAACACACGGCCAGAACGAAAUGGCUGAACAAACAAGACACAUAAAGGCUGCCCUGAAGCACUCUACUUAUUCAUGUGAAGUGAUGGUAGUUAAAAUGCAUGCUCUAGACCCGAGACUCCAAGCGGCAGGCUGAGUUUUAGAGCUCAAAGGUGUUGGCUCAGCAGAAAUAUAAUCUGUAAAAUUUCUGUUAUGUUUGCAAGGACAGGUUCGCAGUCCCACCCCAGGAGAGGCAGAAGCACCGGUGAGAACCCACUUUAUCCUGAAGUACUUCCUGCUGCCCUCCAGAAGAGGCAGAAAUCAAAACACAGAUCCCCAUUUGAAGGCAAGAAGAGAAAUGCAAAAUUCCCUGUCAAUUCUCAAGCAAUCACACCUCUCUAACCCAGGGGCACCCAACUUUUUUUUAAUGCCAUCGACUAAUAUCAUUAAGCAAGGGGUCCAUGAACCCCAGGUUGGGAAAUCCUGAUCUAACCCUUGUUUAUCAUCCCUGUUAGAACCAGGGUCCAUUCUCACGCAAACUUCAGUGGAUUGGAGUAGGCCUAGUCUACAAAUCCAGAAUUCCCAGGAGUGAGGAGAAUUCGUAGAGGUCCCAGAAACAUUUUAGUUUCAAUUUACAGGGCUUGAUUGAAUCUGAUCCACAUCACGUAAAGUCCUUAAAUAAUUCCUUUGUCAGUGAAGGGGAGUGUUAACUCAUUCGUGCCUCCUGCGGGUCUGGCUGCAAAAGGUGUGAGCUCGUUCACUGAUCUUUGUGAUCACGUCACAGACACUGUGCUCCUCUGACAAUUAUUACUGAAUCCCAUACCAUCAGCAGGUGAAAUAAUGUUCCUAUUUGGUCACUCCAGACUCAUCACAGAAUGAAAUAUUGUCCUAGAGCUCUCAUUUCCUCCUUGCAAUGUGUUUCUGUCCAAUUCCUCCUCACGAAGCAGUUACAGAGCACAGUGACUGACCGAGCUCACCUUGCCGACCCUAGUAAACUGUUCUGUGGUACUGGAAGUCAGGGUUUAUCACUGCGACUGCUCCCCCAUUGCACAGUUGCUUGUUCAGUCUCAUCCCAAGCUGAUUUCAGUAUUUGAAGUUUUUUUUUGAAAAAGCAAGACUUUAAUUUGAAAAUCUGUAAAUUCCCUGCUUGAAAAUUGAGCCUGCUUUGGUUAGCUGGUAGUUAUGUUAAUAAUCUGUGCUAUGAUUGUCUGGGUGAGAAGAGGUUACAGGUCAGAGAUUUUGCUUUAGGAUGAGGGCUGACCAAGUUAUUUUUUUAAAUCUUUUGUUCAGUGACUUGUGCAUGUGUGGAAUUAUCUACUCUGGAUACCAAUCAAAUGUUCUUCCAUGUUCAGGCAGUUUAUGUAAGAAAUUUCUUCACCACCCCCUCCCCAAUCUGUGGCAAGACCACUUUGAACAACUGCAGUCCUUCCGGAGAAGGUGCUGUCAUGGUGCUGUUGGAUUUCGGUCCAGCAGUAUAGGUAUCUCCUGUUUGUUUUGGACUGGAGUCAGGAAUAGUGCAGGCAAAGUGAGGUUCUUUUCCCUCAAUACUGACUGACGUUCUUGAUGUCUCAGAUUGCUUUGUCCAGUCCUGAAGACAACCAAUGUACACCUCUCAAAAUAAAUGUACUUCUAGGCCAGGAAUUCACAGACCCUUUGGUUAAUGGUAGAGCUCGAUGGCAUAAAAAAGGUUGGGAACCCGUGAUUUAGGCAUCCGUGUCAGGAUGGGGAAGCCACAAGCCACUGCUCAGCAGGCCAUUGGAAUUAUUUAGCUUGUAAGCUACUGAGACCAGCUUUUGUAGAUGUUUAAAACUAGCUGGUAAGGAAAGAUGAACAGUGAAUUAAAUCUGUGGUGUGUUACCCCAUCUAAAAACAAAAAACUAGAGUGUAGAACCAAGAGGUCUUUCAGCCAAUCAGUGUCUUUCUUUUACGUGCUUGGUUGCGUUUUAACUUCACCUACCCAUUUUUAAUAUUUUGAUUUCAGUUUUGAAACCUGCUGAGCUGUAGCCCCUCAGCCUUGUGUUGAAGAUCUAAACUACUGAUAAGCUACUAGAGGAAUGUGGUGUCCCACUGCUCUGAUACUGAUCCUAUCCAGGCACAGCAACAUACUUCACUAGUGUGGCACUGUGGUCUGGUGCUUUCUAAUCAUGCAGUAACCUUGUGAAAUGUCAACGCCCAAACUUCGUCAUUCUCUCUCCUCCCUUCCCUCCUUCCCCCCCUCACUACAUAGCUAUCUUUUAAUUAAACACUGUCUCCAAGUUCAGACUGGAAUUAUAUUGCCAGCAGAGUCAGUGGAAAACAUUUUUAAAUAUAGAUCUGACCUACAUUACGGCAGGGUGAAGUGGAAAAGAAUCGUUCUUAAAUAUGCAAUAAAUAUCUGAAACUGCACAGACACAAUACUCCCAAACAGUAAACACGAGGAAAUCUGCAGAUGCUUCCCAAACAGUGAUGCUUUUGUAAACACAAGGAAUUCUGCAGACGCUGGAAAUUCAAGCAACACACGUCAAAGUUGCUGGUGAAUGCAGCAGGCCAGGCAGCAUCUCAAGGUCGACUGUACCUCUUCCUGGAGAUGCUGCCUGGCCUGCUGCGUUCACCAGCAACUUUGAUGAGUGAUGCUUUUGUAUAGACUUUGCACAAAACAGGGGUUUAUAAGCUAGGGAGGAGCUGUAUCGAGUUGUGUUGUUAGAACGGAGGCCUGCAGCUAUGCUGGCUCACCCAUAGGGCAGAGACGGUAUCAUGAAAUGCUUCCCGUCAGUUGAUGCACUCUGGCUGUCCUUGACUAUCCACACUGAUUCCCAAGAAUGAGGGUGAAGAAUUGCCCUAUGAGGAAAAAACAAAUUCUUACCAGAAGGUUUAUGCCAGAAUAGGAAAAGCUGGAAACUCCUCUCAUCAUUACCCAGCCAUUCCUCUCUGUGGAACUGGCAGCUGAAUCAGACAGAUACCACUUCUCCCUGGCAAAUGAGGCUCGGUAUACGGUUUUGCCAGGUUGCAGACUCGGCAAUGAAAGAUCAUUUUGGCUCCAGCAAGUUCAUCUAGGAGCCAACUUAUCCAGCAAACAAGCUACAGAGAAACUGGGCACCACAACCCAUGGGAAGCCAAGGGAAAUGUCUUCACGCGUAAUCGGGGCAGUUUGCUGCAUAGUGUUUCACAAAGUUGGAGCCAGGUGAGCAGUAGGAUGUUGUACAGCAUGGAGACGUAAAAACCAAGUAUCCAUUUACAUUGCUUCCAGUCUGUGUUUCCCUCAGUUCCCCCACAUACAUACCAGGGGCGGUUUCCAUUGGCCAGUUGAUCUACUGACUUGUACCUGCUUUGGGAGGAAACUGGAGCACCAGGGAGAAACCAGUCACGGGGAGAAUGUGUACAGCAUUGUGGGUAGAGCAACGCUAUUCCAGCUUGGGGCAUCGGAGUCGGAGUUAAUUCCCAGCAUCCUUUGUAAGGAGUCUCUACACCUUGCUCAUGGAAUGUGUGGGUUUUCUCCAGGUCUUCCGGUUUCCUCUCACAGUCCAAAGAUGUACUGGGUAGGUUACUUGGUCAUUUGUAAAUUGUCCUAGGAUUUGGUUAGGGUUAAAUCGAGUUGCUGGCCAGAAAGGCCUAUUCUCUGCUGUAUCUCUAAAUAAAAUAAAUACACUGCUGGAGUUCAGGGUUAAUCUUGGGUAGCUGGAUAACUCAACCAGCUGCAUCAUUGCUACUAGGAGUAGAGCUUAUUGAUUACAUAAGAACAUGCAAAAUGCUGGUGGAACUCAGCUGAUCAGACAGCAUGUAUGGAAGUGAAUAAACAUUCAACAUUUCGGGCUGAGAUGCUUCUUCAGGACUGGAAAGGAAGGGGGAAGAAGCCAGAAUAAAAAGGGGAGGAGGAACGUUAGGAAAAUAAGGUGAGAGGUGAUGAGCAAGACCGGGGUGGGGCGGGGGGGGGAAUGAAGUGAGAUCUGGGAGGUGGUAAGUGGAAAAGCUAAAAGGCAGAAGCAGGAUAAAGGAUCUCUGCCCAUUCCUUUCCAUAGAUGCUCCCUGAGUUCCUCCAUUUUGUGUGCUUCUCCAGAUUUCCAGAAUCUGCUGAAUCUCUAGUGACUUUUUAUUUUAAAGUGGGAGCAGGUAUGUGCAAUUCAUCCUCAGAAGCCCACUCAGAUAAAUGUACUAAUUGAUCUGAUCCUUGCCUUCUGCUCCGCUUUCUAAUGUCCAUUUCCACUGAUAGUUUUGAUUAACAAUAUCUCUCCGAUAUGGAUACUGUGAAGGACUAGAACCCAUUGGUAGAGUAUUUCACAUAUGCACAAGCUACUAACAAAUUUCUUUUAGCUCAGUCUUUUUGGCCUGGCCUCAUCUUAAGGUAAUGUCUUUGAUCCAUAACCCUGUAGGUCAGGUGAAAAUGCCUCAGCAUCUACUUCUGUCCCUUAAGACUCUUCCAGUGAGACCACAAUAUCAUUCAUUUAAACUUCAGAGAUUGUUCUGCUGUUCUACUGAGACUCCCCUUCACAGAACAAUCUCCUUAGCCUGGGAGCUGACCUUGCAAUUUUUUUUUUGCAUUUGUACCCUUCAUUAGAAUGGAAUGUUGUAGAAGUGCCCUUAAUCCCUGUUCAGUAAUGGCACGGUGCACGAUACAGCUCUUAUCACACUCCUUAAGAGCCUGUUUUCACUCUGUCGAUGCACUUGUGCCUGCCAGUUCCCUCAACAUCCAAACCUUAGCUUUACUCUGUAAUUGACAUCAGUUCAAAGCGGGGAAGAAGUCAACUUGCAUUUUACAGUCACCUGGAACUGCAUAACCACAGGCCAUUCAGCCCAUCAUUUGCUUGCAGCUAUUUUGAAAGAGCUGUUCUGUUUGGCCUCACCGAGUUCUGUUUGGGUCAAUUUUUCUAAUUUCCCUGUGAAAGCUACCAUUGAAUCUGCUUCCACUGUCCUUUUGGAGAGCAAAUUCUAGAAAAAUAAACUUAGUGCAUGAAAAUUGUUCCUCUUCUGGCAGUUUUCUUGGUUACUUCACCUGGAAGAACAUUUCUGUAGAUCUGAGGCAAGCUGCUGACUGGUCAGGGAGCCUCCUUGGGUGAGCUUCUGCCAUCAGCAGGUGGACAAUGCCAUGUUCUUUUUGGGCCAGUUGCCAUCAUUCCCUAUGACCUUUUCUGCCCCAUGCUAUAAGUUCUCAGCUGGUAGUUUGCUUCUAAAACUUGAGUCGGGCAGUGUUAAGCCCUCCUGUGGCUUGUCCAACCACUCCAUGACAGAAGCAGCCAUGUGUCUUGUAGGAGUAGCUGUUUUAGAGUAUUUUUUAUGAUGGAAGAGCAAUAAUGUUUCUCUCUUCCUCAUUGUUCUUCACAACGUGGUGUCCUCAAAAACUUGUAACUCCCAGAUCCUGAUCUACCCGCUCUUGUUAAAGGUGACCAUUGUCAUUAAUGAACCAGCUGUUAUUAUUUACAUUCUUUCAGAGAGCAAAUUAAGACCUGCAGAAAAUGACUUGCCUUGGCUGCAGAAGACAAACAAAAAAUGCAUGAUGUCAAUUCCUCAGUCUUUAAAAAUAAAAAAAGUGGACCAAGUUAUUAGAGAACCUUAUUCACCUUGUGCUGUGCUCCAUUAAUGUCUUCUUGGCUAGCCAGUGUUCGAGGGAAGCUCUAGAGAGCAGAGAGGGGUGUGCAGGUAGAGAAGACUGGUGUUCUCACCAGCAGAGAUGGGCAAGAGAUGCAGUACAAGGCAAUCUCUUGCAGGGCCAUUCGACACUGGUGGAGUUCAUGUUAAUGAGCUGUUGGAAGCCUUAAAGACUACACCACCCUUCCUUGUGCUGAAUUUGGACCAGGGCCUCAAAUUCUGGCUGAGUAAAUGGAAGAUCACUUUGGCCGUCAUCGUGACAUUUGACAGACCGGAUCCCACACUGAAGAAAGGUCUUAGCCCGAAACAUCGACUACUUAUCCACUUCCAUAGAUGCUGCCUGACUUACUGACUUUCCCUGGCAAUUUGUGUGUGUUCCAAAGCUCAG